Epinephelus fuscoguttatus (brown-marbled grouper) is the source of this 4641-nucleotide messenger RNA. It is a transcript of the gene hoxb9a, whose product is annotated as homeobox B9a. Lineage: Eukaryota; Metazoa; Chordata; Actinopteri; Perciformes; Serranidae. The transcript is spliced from 2 exons. Gene Ontology annotation, biological process: embryonic skeletal system morphogenesis; DNA-templated transcription; proximal/distal pattern formation. The coding region runs from base 240 to 1088 and encodes 282 amino acids. Gene Ontology annotation, molecular function: DNA-binding transcription factor activity, RNA polymerase II-specific; RNA polymerase II cis-regulatory region sequence-specific DNA binding. Gene Ontology annotation, cellular component: nucleus. The record is from RefSeq and is a predicted model, not a curated record.
ACCCCCGUGCACAGUGCGAGGCUGUAGGCUGUAGCACUUUGUUUCGCCAUAGUGAGCAAGUUGUUUGGAAGGAAGGGAGAGAGAGAGAGAGAGAGAGAGAGAGAGAGGGAGGGGGCGAGCGAGCAAAAGACAGAAGAGAGAAAGAGAAAGAGAGAGAGGGAAACAGAAAAAUCUCGUAAUGUCUCUCUUCUUGUUCUCCAUUUAGUGAACUCGCGGCGUUUCGCAGAUAAUGUCCGAGAAUGUCCAUUUCUGGGACUUUGAGCAACUAUUACGUGGACUCCAUCAUAAGUCACGAGAGCGAUGAACUCUCAACCCCGGCUCGCUUUCCCAGCGUCCAGUAUUCCGGCUCGAACUCCGCCGCAGCCGCUGGCGGAAGGCAGCCCGGCGGCUCGGCGCACGCGGAGCAUCCCCAUCCUGAGUCGUACCCAUCCUGCAGCUUCCAACCGAAGCCCCCGGUCUUCUCAUCGUCAUGGAGCCCGUUCAGUCCGCACCACGGUGCCAGUGGCCUCCCUACUGUCUACCACCCUUACAUCCCAGCCCAGCACGUGCCCGCCGCAGACACACGGUACCUACGCUCAUGGCUGGACUGCGCGCCGCGCGGCUCCGAGUCUGUCCCGGGGCAGGGCCAGACGGGGCAGGUUAAACUGGAGCCGCAGCUCGGCCAUCUCGGCGGGGAGAUCCCACCCAAAAUCGGCGGACAGCACCAGCACGAAACCACCACGUACAUCUUGGAGUCGGCUUCCACGGCGGCGCGCGAGCUAAGCCACCAUCCGGCCGCUAUCCCGGGAGCAGGGUUCGAGGAAAAUAAGGACAUUUGUGAAGGGAGUGAGGACAAAGACGGCCUGGAUCAAAAUGACCCCUCGGCCAACUGGCUGCACGCACGCUCCUCCAGGAAGAAGCGAUGCCCGUACACCAAAUAUCAGACGCUCGAGCUGGAGAAGGAGUUCCUGUUCAACAUGUACCUCACGCGGGACCGGCGGCAUGAGGUGGCGCGCGCGCUCAACCUGACGGAGCGGCAAGUGAAGAUCUGGUUCCAGAACCGGAGGAUGAAAAUGAAGAAACAGAGCAAGGACCAACCCAAGGACUAGCGGGACUCUCAGUCGCGCACGCACACACACACGUAUUCAGACGCACGCUUACACCAUGUAUCCAACUUAAAGUCCCCUUAACACAAAAUGGCCUUCCCAAUAACUGCAACACACACACACACACACACACACACACACACACACACACACACACACUGCUAUUUCCAAUUUGUUUUAACCUUCAGGCACUACCAUCCUAUACAUCUGAUCGAUGGCUUUAUUGAUCGCUAACAGACGCUGAGGACGCCGCCACGUUAACACUGAAGUCUUAAGAAGCUCGGGAACGCCACGUCUGAUGUUAGAAGGAGGCAACUUUUGAACUCUGGAAUCAUUUGAACUUGCAGUCAUGGAGGAUGAUGGGUCGAAAAAAACUCACAGACCAACAGCAAUCCCACCUCGACCUGGCGGACUGGACUGUUUGAUGAACUGAUAGCUCUGGAUGUUUGUCUUCAUAGUUUUAUAUCACGCUACUAUUUAGGCUUCAAUAUUAGACUACAUUAUGAAAGGGAAGAAAACAGCAAACCGCCUGGUGAUGUUACAACAAGGGGAGGGGGGGGGGGGGGGGGUAUUUUUCUCAAGCACUACUCUUCCUUUAUUAGUUAUUUAUUGUUCCGUCGCUGACACCAGAGGCGCGCGGAGGUGCUGAAACCAGGAUUUCAUAUGGCCAUUAAUAAGUACGAGGAGCGGAGUGACACACACACACACACACACACACACACACACACACACACACACACACACACACACACACCGGUGUUCAUCCCUCUUCUUCUUAUUCUCCCCUCUUCCCCCUGUUUCUCUCAUUGCUGGCAGAAUUUGAUUAGAAACCGACUGAUGCUCGGCGUUGAUACAAGCACCAAGCCGCAGUUUGUUUCCCGGUUGUCGGCCUAAGUAAUGAGCAGAUACCGGAGGGGGAGGAGGUGAAGGGUGGGAAAUGAUGGGGUGCCGGCGGUGUGUUAACCCGACUCAGCAACCGGGGAUCCGAUUAGGCUGCUGUCGAUAUCGUGGAUCCCCUACCUUCAGCUUGCUCUCGGGAUGCUUUAUGCGCUGCGGCGGCGGCGGCUCAUCUAAGGCCUUUAUCGGCUAUCGAUAGUCGUCCCCUUCUCUGUGCUUCACUUGAGCUUAUCUGAGAGGAGACACAGCACAAAGCACCAGAUAUUUUAAUCAUAUCCAUCCUCAUUUAAAUUAGGAUCGGGGCUCAGUUUUGGGUAAAUCAAAGUCAGAUUUAUCCGGGCGAAGUCUGAUCACUCGCUGCUCUGACCUGAACUGACUUAAGACAUUAAAUGUCCUGGAUAGUUUUGGUUACUUCCUCUCAAAUCCUGAUCCUUCAUGCCUUCCCACCACACACUCUCAAACACAAACGCGUCUUGAUUUGACUGGCCAGUACAAAUAACCCACUGCUCCGAAUAAUUGUAGUUCAUCAGCUAUUUGCAGUGAAGAUGUAAAAAUCUUAAUUUCAGAGUCUAAUACGCACAAAACCCAUGUGUGCAUGAAGCACUGGUCAAAAAUCGUCAAUCUCUAUCUCCUCGGCCACCGAUCUUUACUCAACGUGGCUUUUGCAUUGCAUUUUAGGAAAUAAUCUGCUCUAUUUUUAUACAUACAGUAGGCUAUAUUGUGUAUUAUCUGCUAUGCAAGGCGGGUCUCUCUCUCUCAUUACAGGAAAUAUACGGAUGUGUGCGCAAUGGCGGCUUCCAAACGCAACCUGAGACUGACGAAAAAGGAAAUACCCCGACGCGCUACGGACAAUUUUUAAAGUCCUUUCCAGUUUUUAUUUUCCUGGAAAUAUCAUUCCUAGAGGUUCUAUAACACAGUUACUGUUAAUAAACAAGCAUCACAGAACACUUAAAGAUUUAUUCCCGCGCGAAAUGCUUUAGUAAUAGUGUCUACAUUUAUUAGCUCGGGGUAUUAUCCGGUUAGACUUCAGAUUAUGCAGAAUUUUAUUGAUCUGAAAGUUAAAAUAUGAAGAGGCCGUGUCGGAAGGCCGGCCUGACUAUGGCGUUAUUUGAAGUGUCGGCGUAGUUAAAUGGCGUCCGAUGGCAGUUUUAUGGACGGCUCAUAAACAACACAUUGGCUUUACAACGUCGUAUAUGUGUGUGUGCGUGCCUGAGCGCGUGAGUGAGUGAGUGUGUGUGUAUGUGUGGUGUUGGACGUUACGGCUUGCAGAGCACAAAGGCUGCUUGUGCACCACCACUGUAAAAAACAAACACACAUAUAUAUAUGGUUUACACACACUUGCGUGGAAAUCGCCUCCAGUUUAUUUUUUUAUCAGUAGUUCACAUGCAGAAAUGAACGGGUCUACAAGCAGCCUUUUUUUUUUUUUUUUUUUGCAAAGUCUUUAACAGAGACAGUUCCUCGAUAAGCAUCAAAUCCUCUAUUCACGAGUAAAAAUGUUUACAUGGUUUGCGCAUGCCUCGAGUCACUCGUCAUUUGAAGAAGUUAUUUCGUCGUUUAGCUCUUUGUGUGUUAUAUCUGUCAGAGGGGAAUGCUUACUGAAAAAUUUAAACAAACUAAAUAGAAGUUUCUCGAUAGGAAAUAUUUCUAAUUUAUUGUAUAUAAGUGAGUAACCUCGUCUUUCUUAUUGGAAUGAGUUAAAUAUGCUGAAUAUUGUUUUGUCUUAUUGGGACAUGGCAUCUGACUGUAAUAUAGAUUUCUUUCUUUCAUGUCCGUCAUGUUCUUUAGAUUCUGUUGGUUUUCCAUGUUGUUGUGCCGACUGUCUGAAUGAUCUGUUCUGAUGUCAGUCCGAUGAGCUCUUUGUGUCUACGGUUUGUUUCAUGGUGAACAGUAAUAAGUUGCUGAUGUAGCCUCAGUAUUGGGACGGAGAGGGCGAAAGGGGGUUGAUUAGGGACUGUUCUCUACUUAUCAGAGGAGGGGGGUUGCUGGAUGUUUUUUUCUCAAUCUUGACACCCCUGAAUCAUGUUUAUUUUUAGCUAUAAUAAAAUAUAUGAUUUUGGUGAUUUUUAAAGACAACAUUCCUCUCAUACCCAUCGGUGGGUAUUGGGGUUCAGAGGGUAUUUAAAGUUGUAUCUCCCUGACCUUAGCCAAAAAAAAAAAAAAAAAAAAAAAAACUCCCUAGGGCUUAAAAAGUAUUUGACAUGCCUCCCCCAUUUUGCACUACCCCCUCCUCCUCUCAUAAAUAAUGAACAGUACCUUCAAAUGAAGCAAUGCAUCUAUAUAAAUAAUGCUUUUGAUUUUAAUUAUUGACUCUGUUACUUUAGCCCUUACUAUGACUUUGUCCCACUUCCUGUUCCAGUAUUUACUCCCCUGAUUGGAGGAACAAAGUUUCUGGAGUGGUUUUUUGCUGCUGAUAAAUAUGGACAGCGCUCCACAAGUCAUUUUAUUUUCCCUCCGCUUUUUUAAGUAAGGCAAAUCUAAGCCAUGUGGCCACAGUAAAGACAUUAUUAACGAGCGGGCAAACUCCAGUCACUCUGAUCCUCUCCUCCCUGUGAAAUGUUCAAGUCCCUUGUAUGUUUUUCCUCUCUUCUGUGUGUUGUUGUCUUCUUUGUGCGAUGGCACUGCUGAUGCUGGAUUCCUAUUAAAGAAGAGACUUUACAGU